This is a messenger RNA of Owenia fusiformis, 1481 nucleotides long. Lineage: Eukaryota; Metazoa; Annelida; Polychaeta; Sabellida; Oweniidae. The record is from the annotation of a GenBank genome assembly.
AACAUUGUUGUAUAUUAUGUUGUCAAAAUCUCACGUGUAUAACAGAUAAUGACACUCGCAAAAUGAAGCACUGCAAAGUUAAACAAAUAUGUGCAUUUUUGACAUUUAUAUAUUUCUUGGGAGUCGGGGGACAACAUGGUGAAAUAGCGGUUCCCUCUGAUGGACCGAUCAUCUCUAUAUGUGGUAUCCCAGGAUAUGACGUCAGUAAUCUCACGAGGGCAGAUUUCUGGGUAUUUGCUCAGAGCGGUGUUUGCCUAGGGGGCAAUGCAACGGACUAUUGUGCCUUCUACUUGGCCUUUUGUAAGCCAUUGCUCUUGGACACAAAUUGUUCUGGAGAGAGUGCUUGUCAGCAAAACUCAAGUGGGGCAUUCAGCAUUGGAGGCUACGAUGUAACGGGCCCAUUCAAGGAAAGUAAUGAUUAUGAGGGCUUCUACACAAAAUUCACAAAUGGUGCACCUACGCACAACAGCAACCAUGAACCCUGCAACGUCUCGAGUACAAUACAAUUUUCAUGUAAUAGGGAUGUAGGGUGGCUGCCCAUUGAGAGACCUGGACCUAACCCAGUGCCCUCCCAAGUACCUGGGCAGAUCUACGUGUAUUAUAACCACGAAACGUGCAAUUAUUUAAUGACAUUUGAGUUUGCUGGGGCAUGCUCUCUAGUACCUUUGCCCGUCAGGUUUCUGAGCAUUGGGUCCAUGCUUAUCCUCAUCUGUCUUGCAAGUUUUAUAUUAUACUUCUCACUUGGAGCUCUGUAUAACUCACUCCGAGGAAAAACAGGAAGAGACGUUCCGCCCAAUGCUGCUUUUUGGGACGACCUUCCAUAUUUGGUUUGGGAUGGGGUGAAGUUCUCAUAUAGUUCUAUCAGAAACAUUGGGAACCACAAGGAACAAACAAAAUAUGAACCGAUAGAGGGAGACUGAUGUAGCAUUAGCAGUUGAAAGCCAUGCUCAAGUUCUCAAGUACAAUCCAAAUGUAACAUUCGAACCCUUAAAUGAACAAUUCGAGUGAGUUAUGCAGUAUAUAGAGUACAUCAUGUAGUAUUUCAUAUCUCGGACACUAAACCAUUUUCAGGAUUCUACGAAAUUAUGUAAAUAUGUAUUAUAGUUCUUUUUUGUAAUAAUGUUAAUAUUUCAAAUAGAGGUUGUAUACAGGGUGGUCAAAAACUGCAGCCCUGCAUUUGUCCUGAUAUCUUUGUCAUUUUGCUAUUUGGCACAUUCGUAUCUCAUUUAGUUUGAAAUUGUAUUUAGGGAAUACACUUCAUUGUAAAUGUUAUGGUCAUGGAAUAUGUAGGAUGGUAGGUUAACUGAAUGAUGUACAAAUGUACCAAAUAUUUUUGAGUAAUUUCCUAAGUUGAUAAAGAUAUUCGAGUUUCUUGUCCACCCUGUAUUACAGAAGAAACGCCAUCAUAUCGACCAAGGAUUUAGACCGAUUGUCAAUUUGAUUGAGGAUUCGGAAAUGGAUAUGAUACGGUAUUAAUUACA